GUACUAGUCGGUUUCGGUACGGUGUUUACAACGGAAACUUUAGUUGUCUGCUCGCGAUUUUGAUUCGAUGCUAUAAAACGGCAAGCAAAUCAAAAUCUUAGCAUCAUUUACACCAAGCUUCGGCAAGUGAACGGAACGGUCAAUUAGGCAUUACUUCUGACAAGCAAAUGAUAAGACAGUGAAGUGCAAAGUAUGUGAUAUAUGAGAUAUCUGCGAAAUCAAAUAGUAUAGAAGUCCACUAUGGAAGCUGUUUUCACAAUCAACGGAAAACUUUUCAAAGUGAAGGCUGGCGAUUUACCGGUGGACACUUCUUUGGGGACGUUUAUCAGGAAAAAUGCACAACUCAGCGGAACUAAAAUGGUUUGCAGAGAGGGUGGCUGUGGAGCCUGUAUUGUUAAUGUUAGCGAAGAACACCCAGUACAAAAAACACGAAGAAGUCGGGCCGUGAACUCUUGUCUUUUGCCAGUGCUCUCUUGUCAUGGAUUAGACAUUACGACGGUUGAAGGAAUUGGCAACAAGGUGAAGGGAUUCCACACAAUACAGCGGCGAUUGGCGCAUUUCAACGGAACCCAGUGUGGUUUUUGUUCCCCGGGAAUGGUCAUGAAUAUGUAUAGUCUACUGGAGGCCAAUGAGGGCCAAGUUACGAUGGAGCAAGUGGAAAACUCAUUCGGUGGUAAUUUGUGUCGUUGUACCGGUUACCGACCGAUUCUCGAUGCUUUCAAAUCACUAAGUAUUGAUGCAGAUUCCAAGUUGUUGCUGGCAUGUCAGGAAAUUGAAGAGCUACCCAAAAUUUGCCACAAUACAGGCAAAUCCUGUCAAGGGUCUUGCGAGAUAAAAAAAAUAGCAGAUCUACAUAUGAUAUUUGAGGACGAACGUGAGUGGCAUAAGGUGUACAAUCUGGACGAUACACUAGCUCUUUUGAAUGAUAUAGGUCAGAAGCAUUACAUGUUGGUUGCUGGAAAUACUUCGCAUGGGGUUUACCGUCGAGAACCAAGCAUCGAGAUGUUUAUAGAUGUCAGCUCCGUUAAAGAGUUGAAGUCAUAUUCGAUAACUAAUGAAGAACUAAUUAUCGGCGCAGGCGUAUCACUGACCGAAUUUAUGGAGAUACUAAAUGAGGCUGCUAAAAAACAAUCUGUCUUUAAGUACUGUGAAGACUUGUCCAGGCAUGUCGAUUUAAUUGCCAAUAUUCCUGUAAGGAACUCCGGAACAAUAGCGGGAAAUUUGUGUUUGAAAAAUAGGUAUAACGAUUUUCCGUCAGAUUUGUAUGUUAUCCUUGAGGCUGUCGGAACUAAAUUUCAAAUAACUAAGACAGAUGGCACAAUAACUACUUUACCUUUACAUGCAAUAUGUACCAUAGAGAUGAAGAAGAAAAUUCUGCUAAACGUCAUUCUUCCUCCCUUGGAUCCUAACAGAUUUGAUUUUAAAUCGUAUAAAGUAAUGCCCCGGGCUCAAAGUGUACACGCUUACGUGAACGCAGCUUUUCUUGUAGAAAUCAAAACCUCGCUCUCGACAGUAGAAUCCGUUUCGAUCUGUUUCGGUGGCAUCCACAAAGAUUUCACUCAUGCCAUCAAAACAGAAAACUAUCUUCGAGGCAAAAAUCCAUUCUCGAACGAAAUUCUACAAAAUACUCUGCAGAUUUUAUCCGAGGAAAUUGUUCCAUGCGAUAAUCCAUCAGAGGCUACUUCCAGCUACCGAAAACAUCUUACAACAUCUCUUUUAUAUCGUGCCAUACUGAGUAUUGCAAUGAAACGACGAAUCACAACCAAUGAUCGGUACCAAACAGGGGCCACCGGUUUACUGCGACCACUAUCUUCCUCCAAGCAAGAGUUUCAAACCCUGGAGAAAAAAUGGCCGAUGACGAAGAAUAUUCCCAAAGUUGAAGGUCUGGCACAAACAGCUGGAGAAGCCAAAUACAUCGAAGACCUGCCGAUCAUACCAAAUGAGCUUUACGGAGCAUUCGUGCUUGCUACAAGCCCUCGUACCAGAAUUCAUCGUAUUGAUCCGGCAGCCGCGCUGCACCUAGAAGGAGUUGAAGCUUUCUACUCUGCUAAAGAUAUUCCUGGUCGAAACGAUUUUAUGCCAACUGAGCUGGACAAUCCCGAAACGGAAGAGAUAUUCGCUAGCGACAAAGUACUUUACUACGGUCAACCGGUUGGAGUUGUUCUAGCCCAAUCCUUCGAGCUAGCUCAUCGUGCGGCGAAACUUGUGGAGGUUAUCUACGACGAAAGAGACGAUAAACCAAUACUGCCAACCCUAAAACAUGUUUUAGCAGCAAACGCAACCGAUCGGUUGCACGAUCAGCCCUACGACGAGCAAGGUGAGCAUUACAGGGAUAUUACAGAGAAAAGUUUAAAAAAUAUUACCGGUAGCUUCGAGCUUCCCGGACAAUUCCAUUUUUCAAUGGAAUCGCAAACCUGCAUCUGCGUCCCUACGGAGGAUGGAAUGAAUGUGUACAGUUCAACACAGUGGGUUGAUCUCUGCCAGGUUGCGAUCGCACAGGCUCUCAAUAUUCCGGAAAACUGUUUGAAUUUCUACAUCCGUCGACUGGGCGGAACAUUUGGGGCGAAAAUUACACGGGCAUCGCAAACCGCCUGCGCUUGUGCGAUUGCCGCCUAUUUCAGUCAACGGCCAGUACGACUGAUUAUGUCACUGGAAUCGAACAUGGAAGCCAUCGGUAAACGUGCUUCCUGUGUUAGCAAGUAUGAGGUGGAUGUCGAUGAAAAUGGCAAAAUAGGCAGACUAUUGAACAACUACGUGGAAGACUACGGAUGCAGCUUAAAUGACCCAAUUGUGAUGGUCACAGCACAAUUUUACAAGAACUGCUACGAUGCAAGCCGAUGGAAGGUGGUAGGCAAAGCUGCCAUUACGGAUUCAGCUAGUAAUACGUGGUGUCGUGGCCCUGGUACUAACGAAGGGAUCACCAUGAUUGAGAAUAUCUUGGAACACGUAGCGCAUGUUGUGAACAAAGAUCCACUAGCAGUUAGGUUGGAGAAUAUGAGCAAAGAUUGUAAGAUACGUACACUGCUUCCCGAUUUUAUAAGCGAUGUUGAGUACGAAAAACGUAAAUGGCUAGUCGAGCAGUAUAACGCAGCACAUCGCUGGAAGAAGCGUGGGAUUGCGGUAGUUCCUAUGCAGUACCCACAAGCAUUCUUCGGACAGAUGCAUGCGCUGGUUUCAAUAUAUCAUAUGGACGGAACUGUGUCCAUAACAACGGGUGGAAUCGACAUUGGACAAGGAGUAAACACUAAGGUAACCCAGGUGGCAGCAUACGUUCUGGGUGUGCCAAUUUCGAAGAUCAGCAUAAAAGGAAUGAGUAAUUUAACAUCACCCAAUGCUAGUGUCUCCGGUGGAAGUAUGACCAGCGAAGCAGCAAGCUUUGCCGUGAAAAAAGCGUGCGAUAUAUUGGUAGAGCGAAUUAAACCAAUACGCGAGGAGUAUCCUGGAAGAUCAUGGGAAGAAAUAACUCAACAUUGUUACAAGAGUCAGGUAGACCUGUGCGCCAUGUAUCAGUACAAACAGGGAGAUAUUACAAACUACAUAGUUUGGGGCCUGUGCUGUUCUGAGAUAGAGGUUGAUAUUUUAACUGGAAACGUUCAAAUUCUUCGUGUUGACAUCCUAGAGGAUACUGGAGAGAGCAUCAGUCCGGGAAUUGACAUAGGACAGAUCGAGGGGGCAUUUGUAAUGGGAAUUGGGUUGUAUUUCACAGAAAACCUCAUCUACAGUGAUGAAAAUGGCCAGUUGUUAACCAAUCGUACUUGGAACUAUCAUCUGCCAGGAGCAAAGGAUGUUCCCGUUGAUUUCAGGGUGAAAUUAAUCCACAAUACGUACAACGAAAGUUUUGUGCUACGAUCUAAGACUACGGGUGAACCAGCGUUAAACUUAACCAUCGCCCUAUUAUUCGCAUUGAGACGAGCGUUAAACUCGGCUCGGAAAGAAGCAGGGCUAUCUAGCGAAUGGUAUACAAUGACCACUCCAAUGACUCCGGAGCAAAUAUGUUUACUUGCUGGAAGUAAGUUGGAACAGUUCAAAUUACAAUAACCUGUAUUUAAUUAUGGUGAAGGAAGUUAAUAAAGUUGAUCUUUUGAAUACAAAGAA
Wyeomyia smithii (pitcher-plant mosquito) is the source of this 4095-nucleotide messenger RNA. RefSeq lists its product as uncharacterized. The transcript is spliced from 7 exons. Gene Ontology annotation, molecular function: iron ion binding; oxidoreductase activity; FAD binding. NCBI's taxonomy places the organism in Eukaryota, Metazoa, Arthropoda, Insecta, Diptera, Culicidae. The coding region runs from base 241 to 4038 and encodes 1265 amino acids. The record is from RefSeq and is a predicted model, not a curated record.